Molecule: messenger RNA, 1816 nt
Organism: Bolinopsis microptera
Lineage: Eukaryota; Metazoa; Ctenophora; Tentaculata; Lobata; Bolinopsidae
Exons: 4
Coding region: 18-548 (176 amino acids)
Source: RefSeq, a predicted model, not a curated record
GCUGCUCUCAGAGGGGGAUGAAAGAGCCAGGUCAUAUUGCGUCGGUAUAUGUAGAAUACGCCCUGCGCGCCAACUUGCCCACCGACCGCCACCUUGACCGGAAAUGCUGCGUCCCCCAACAAGGCGAUGAGGAAAGGUUACCAACCCCAGAAGAAUGUGCCAAGAAUUUUUUGGAUUCCUUGCCGGAAUGCGAGAAACAAAUGUGCAUGUUAGCCGAACAAAAUGAAGAUGAAGAAGUUUACAAGCUCAUCCGAAGAACUAUACAGAAAUUUUCAACAGAGAAGGAGAUAUCUGAUAUGUUGUACAAGAUUUGGUACAAAGUUUUGCUAAACGGAACAUCAGCAGGCACGUUACUUUCAUGUAUAUCGUUCUGUGGGAUGGUGGCAACAAUUGCCGUGGAGAUGGGAAUUCCUGUUGAUAACAUCACCAAGUCGCUGGAUGAUUUGGUGCAGUCUCGAAAGACUAGUGUUUAUUGGUCCUACUUCAAGAGGGUAGCAGUUCAAGUGGCAUUCUUUGUCGGCAGUCAGUUCCUCAUUUCUGCCUUGUAGCUUAAUAGAUCAAAUAGAUGACAUUCCUUGCUCUACUUCCCGGACGUUCUACAUGAUACGAGACCACUCAAAGAUUGAAGAAUUUGUUCCUAUUCCCGACACACCCAAAAUCAGAUCAGAAAUUUCAAGAUGGUUUCGCCAGCAAAUUGUGAAAAACAAAACAGUUUCUCACCCCCAUUGUAACGACUCGAAAUUGUUCGUCUCCUAAUUGUUGUCUUCAAAUGAAAUGGUAUGUUAGUUUUUUAUAUAUAUAGGCUUAGACGCUGAAUUAAUAUUACGGACAUUUGUCUUCAAAUUAAAUUAUUUUAACCCAUAAAAUACACAUAAAUAACAUAUUGUUUAAUAAAAUAUGUACACAAUUUCACGGCUCAUUGUCUGUUUAAGUUCAGCUUUUAUCAUAAUAGUGGUAGAAAAAUAAAUCACGGAAAAAGGUAGCAUUUUAAAGAAAUAAUUAGAAAAUGAAUUUUGUUUUGAUACGAUUCUAAGUAGUAUGUUUCAUUGGCUGCAGUAACAUUUAAAAUGUCUCCUGCCAUCAUAAUAUUAAAGUCCAAAAGUCAAAUACCCUAGUAUUAUGCCUACCUCCCACUUUAUUUUAUUCCAAUAUGUAUGUCCGUCCUAAAAUAGCUUCUUUAAAGGCCAUCCUGUGGAUAGAAAUAUUCUGUAUUUAGGAAAGAAACCUGCUCUCUCCGUCAUAUAUCGACUGACAUUAUGGUUUCAGUAUAACAAUUCCUACUGCUGACUUAAGGAAUCGUAUCAUAGCGAAUUGGAUAGCCUAGCCUUGACUGUAUUUACGUUUUAAGUGUCAACUUGCAUCGAUUAAUCGGUAUCUGCCAUUCAAAUACUAAUUGCGGUCCAUAAAUUGGAGCUGUUAUUAAUUUAGGAUAUCAUCUAGUUAUAAUGCUAUAAAAUUACUCGAUUUACCAGGCUUAAUUUAGUUGAUUCCUAGGUAUGUUUAUAUAACCGACUAGUCAGUGGCUUGCUGAUGAAGCUAGAACUAGGAAUGAUAACGAAUUUGGUUGGGCACAUUUUACACAUCUUAUAUUAAAUUAUUGCAUUUUGGAAUUUUUGACCUUCUUGAUACAAAGUUACACAUUGACGGCUGUACAUUUGAAAGGUGUGCCGAUUUUUAUUAGAAUGAAUUCCCAUUGGUUAAUGAGCGAACUAAUAUCGACCAUAUACCCGAUUUUCCGCAGAAAAUAAAUGAUUUCGAGCGAUCAAAAAGUUUGGAAGAUUUGAUAUGCUAUUUUCAAGAUGAAAAUCAUUUUUUG